UUGAGCCACAGCAUGUGAUCAUGCUUGCGUAGAGUUUGGGUGAGAAGCCACAUAGCGGAGUGCAACCCAUCAUGAGAGCCGUUGGUGAUCUCAUAGCUGUCGUGUCUUGACUCUUGGACCCGUUCUUGCACCGGGCAUUCGCCAAAAGUUACAGCACGAGCGGACGCCCCGGGGCAACCGAACCGCCAGAGUCGAUUUGGUUUACCUCGUGGCGGUGCUGCUCCAAGCGCGACCCCGCUAUAUCCCGCGGAUGCGUAGGGAAGUCGAUGGACAUGCACCGAGUAGGGCUGCAUACCAUGACGCUGAAAGCAGCGACGUUGGACUACCGUGUGGCUAGGUACCUCUGGUACUUCCAACCUGCCUGCACUAGCCUUGCUGUUUCCCAAGGGUUCGAAGAAAGAGCCUCACAGUUUCUCGGUCCCCUCGGAUGCUCAGGGAAAACACAGAAGAUCAUGUGUAAAACACAAAAUUCAUACGUGUGCGUUUCCACCCAGGACCCCUCGCAAACAAACAGCUCCAGCGGCUUGGGUCUGGAUCGACGCGCCAAAUCAUGCAAUGAUCGUCCAUGGAAGCCAAUAGUUAAUUGCGACGUCUUCUGUCUAGAACACGCCCGUUCUCGUUCUGUCCACUUCCUUGAUUGCAGCCGCUCGCUUUGGCAAGCACACAAAGCUCGCGUCGACGGAUUCAGCACACGCUCGCUAGAAGGCGGCGCCUAUUGGUCGCUUCUCGACGCAAUCCCACUGAUCCAGACGCAAAGCAGGGAUCGAGAUUGCGUAUCUGCAUCGAAGCUUUGGCGGCCCGUGGAUUAAGAACCGCCGGAAAAUGCACCAGCGCGCAAAUCAGCGAUCAUAAAGCAGAAGAGGGAC
Messenger RNA from Aureobasidium pullulans EXF-150, 866 nucleotides. RefSeq lists its product as uncharacterized. The transcript has a single exon. Lineage: Eukaryota; Fungi; Ascomycota; Dothideomycetes; Dothideales; Saccotheciaceae. The coding region runs from base 267 to 809 and encodes 180 amino acids. The record is from RefSeq and is a predicted model, not a curated record.